Copidosoma floridanum is the source of this 5067-nucleotide messenger RNA. RefSeq names its product Phospholipase C at 21C (gene Plc21C). Lineage: Eukaryota; Metazoa; Arthropoda; Insecta; Hymenoptera; Encyrtidae. Gene Ontology annotation, biological process: phosphatidylinositol metabolic process; phosphatidylinositol-mediated signaling; G protein-coupled receptor signaling pathway. Gene Ontology annotation, molecular function: calcium ion binding; phosphatidylinositol-4,5-bisphosphate phospholipase C activity. The record is from RefSeq and is a predicted model, not a curated record. Gene Ontology annotation, cellular component: cytoplasm.
AUCGAGGUCAUCACCCCAGGAAUGGCUCGUCUUAAUCGUGCACCGAUGAAUAUUAAUACGCCUUCAGUCAAUGUUUGAGAGACAGGAAACUGGUGCCCAGUUCUUUGCAGCAAACAAGCUGCACCUGGGCAAACGGAGCUCAAGAUUAAACUAGAGAAGAUUUCAGCGAGCAGCAGAAAAGUCUUCCUUAAUUAACAAUCUGUGAACUUCAUGCUUCUGGACUUUUCACCUCGUGCCAAGGAAAUCUCCAGAAACGAUGGCAGGUACCAAGUCAGCAGAAAACGCCGCUCAGGUCAGGCCUGUCGAUGUAUCGCAGCAGCUACAAGACGGAGAGAAAUUUGUCAAGUGGGACGAGGAUUCACAAGUAGCAACACCAGUCACUCUGAAAGUGGACAAACAUGGUUUUUAUCUGUAUUGGAUAGAUCAGCACAACGAAGUGGAUAUGCUAGACAUAGCUAUGAUUCGUGACACACGAACUGGAAAGUUUGCUAAGAUACCCAAGGACAUGAAAUUACGAUCUAUGGUGACAAUGGGCUCGCAAGACUCGCUGGAAGACAAAACCCUGACCAUCUGCCACGGCUCGGACUUUGUCAACAUGACUUUUAUCAACUUCUGCACGACGCGCGCCGAAAUAGCCCGACACUGGGCCGACGAGAUCUUCCACUUGGCUAACAAUCUCACUCAGCUCAAUACCAGCACCAUCAUGUUCUUGCAAAAGGCCCACACGAAGCUCACCCUGUCCGCCGACAAGUCUGGCAACAUACCAGUUAAAAACAUAAUAAAGAUGUUCACGCAAAACAAAGAGGACCGCAAGCGGCUGGAGAAGGCCCUGGACAUAUCCGGGUACGCGUCGGGUAAAAACGACGGCAUCCCCCUGUCAAAGUUCCAAUUCGAGGAGUUCUUCAACUUCUACAAGUCCCUGACGCAGCGCAGCGACGUCGAGCGGGUCUUCGAGGAGUUGACGGGCUCGUCGAAGCGCAAGCUCAUGUCGGCCGCCCAGUUCGUCGAGUUCCUCAACCAGACGCAGCGCGACCCCCGGCUCAACGAGAUCCUCCACCCGUACGCCAACACCGCCCGGGCGACGGAGAUCAUCCGCCAGUACGAGCCCAACGCCCACAACGCCCAGAAGGGCCAGCUCAGCCUGGACGGCUUCCUCAGGUACCUCAUGAGCGAGGACAACCCCAUCGUCGCCGCCUCGAGGUUCGAGCUCUGCGACGACAUGGAGCAACCCCUGGCCCACUACUUCAUCAACUCUAGUCACAACACCUAUCUCACCGGCCAUCAGUUCACGGGCAAGAGCUCCGUGGAGAUAUACCGCCAGUGUCUGCUUUCCGGCUGCCGGUGCGUCGAGCUUGACUUCUGGAACGGGAAAUUCGACGAGCCUGUCAUCGUUCACGGGUACACACUGGUGCCGGAUAUAUCGGCUCGAGAUGUCAUCGAGGCGAUAGCGGACAGUGCCUUCAAGACGUCCGAGUACCCCGUUGUGCUCAGCUUCGAGAACCACUGCAACCCGAGACAGCAGGCCAAGAUCGCCCAGUACUGCCGGGAAUUCUUCGGGGACAUGCUGCUCGACGCGCCCCUCGAGUCACACAAGUUGGUGCCGGGCCAAGAGUUGCCACCGCCGGCGCUGCUAAAACGCAAAAUCAUCAUAAAGAACAAAAAGAAGCACCACCACAAGAAGAACCAGAAGAAGAAACAACAAGCCCAGGCUGGGAACGUCGCCCAACAGCAGGAGGACGGCACGGCCGGGGAGGUAAACGGCACGGACGACCAGACCAAAGGAGAAAACGGCCCUCCGCCCGACAUCAUACCCCUGAACGAGGUAAUCGAUGGCGUAGUCGUUGUCACCAAUGGAAACAACAACGAGGAUCCCAACGACGAAGCCCACGCGCCCAUGAUACAGCAACGGCAAGGCAGCAAGGACAGCACCCAGGACGACGAUGACGAGGAGGAGGAGUCGAGUACCGAGGAGGACGAGUCCAACGUCGAGGACAUAAAUGCGCUGCGAGUGGGGGAGAAGGGCGCGGUCGCCGAUACGAAGGCGUCGAAGGAAACGGAGGCCGGGGCCGAGAUCUCGGCCCUCGUCAACUACGUCCAGCCGGUUCACUUUGUCAGUUUCGAGUACGCCGAAAAGAAGAACCGCAUGUACGAGAUGUCGUCGUUGGACGAGAAGCAAGCCACGACUUUGCUGAAGGAGCGCCCGCUGGAGUUUGUCAACUACAACAAACACCAGCUGUCGCGGGUCUACCCCUCGGGCACGCGCUUCGACUCGAGCAACUUCAUGCCCCAAGUUUUUUGGAACGCCGGCUGUCAGCUGGUAGCUCUCAACUAUCAAACUCUAGAUCUCGCUAUGCAAUUAAACGUGGGCAUAUUUGAGUACAACAAGCGUUGCGGCUACUUGUUGAAGCCCGAAUUCAUGCGCAGGAAGGAUCGGCGAUUGGACCCUUUCGCGGAGUCGACGGUCGACGGUAUAAUUGCCGGGACCGUCAAGAUUCACGUCAUAUCGGCGCAAUUUUUGACCGACAAGAGGGUAGGGACUUACGUCGAGGUGGACAUGUAUGGUCUUCCAGCGGAUACCGUCCGAAAGAAGUUUAGGACGAAAAUAGUACCCAACAAUGGUAUCAAUCCCGUGUACGACGAGGAGCCGUUUGUUUUCAAAAAGGUGGUCUUACCAGAGUUGGCUUCCAUCAGAAUAGCAGCGUACGAGGAGUCGGGCAAAAUGAUAGGCCACCGAGUGUUGCCGGUCGUAGGUCUUUGUCCGGGUUACCGUCACGUGGCCCUGAGAACCGAGUGCGGCCAACCACUGCCACUGGCCAGCCUCUUUUUACACGUAAUCGUCAAGGAUUACGUGCCGGACGGCCUGAGCGAUUUUGCCGAGGCUCUGGCCAACCCGAUAAAGUACCAGAGCGAGAUCGAGAAGCGCGAAAAGCAAUUGGCUGCGCUCACGGAUGACUUGGAGGAGCCCGAAGGCGAGGCCGAGAUUAAGGAAAAGGGUAGUGGAUCGAGUUCGUCUAAGCCAGCUGAGGACAGCAGUAGCAAGUCGAAGCGAGGGCAAUCGAUCAGCGAGCCACCCCCGGGAUUGGCACCUGGAACAACCGCCAGUCCACACGGUAGACCAUCGAUCGGUUUGAUCAACACCGCGGACUCGCAGGAGCUCGAGGACGGCACGGGCGUUGGGCCAAGCGGCGUCGUCGAAGCGUCGACCAACAAGAGCCCCCUCAACGCCAGCACCAGCUCGUUUUCGCUGGUGUCCGAGGACAUCGUGGCCGAGUCGCUGGACAAGCUGAUGGAAAACAAGCUGGUGAAGGAGAAGAAGAUGGAGCUCGAGAAGAAGUUGGAGAACCUGAGGAAGAAGCAGGGCAAGGAAAAGGCUCGGGUGCAGGGCACAAAGGGCUCGUCGGUCGACGGGGAGAGCAAAAAGUCCAAGUUUUACAUGAGCAAUAUGCUGGUGAAGCGUCUCUCGAGUAAAAACAUCUUCACCGGCGAAGUGGGCCUCAGCGGUCUGACGCAGACCGACAUCACGGACUCGUCCGAGGUCGACAACCGCGACAACAGCAACAUCGAGACGUCCCCGCCCAAGGGCAUCCCGCGCAGCCGGAGCGAGCGGCUGAUUGCCGUGUGCAAGGAGCACGUGCUGCAGGAGCGCGAGCUGCAGGAAAAGUACCACGAGAACAUGUUCGUGACCCUCGAGAAGGUCAUGAAGUCGUCACAGAGCAAUCAGUUGAAAACGCUACAGGCGCUCUACGAACGCGAGACCGCCGACGUCAAGAGGAGGCUGCAGACCACGAGACGCGAGGAGGUGAAGCAAUUGGCAAAAGUUCACAAAGACAAGGCCGAGCUGGACCGCAUGAAGAGGGAAGUGGCUAAGUCGACUGUCGAGAAGGGAGUGAACGAGUGCACGAGACUGACCAAGAAGUACGAGAGGAAGAAAAUCGAGCUGGACAAGCAGCACGAGGAAGUGCGUCAAAAGCUCGAAGAGGAGAGGGCAAGGAUUCGAGCGUCGCUCGAGGCGGAGUACUCCAGCCGCUACAGCAGAUUCGAGAGCGGCGAGAUCGACUUGUCGCCAACGAACGACGGGCCCGACGACGCGGAGGCCCUCAGCGGGAAGACUUACUAGCACGAGGCCAGGCGUCACCGCUGGCUGAGGUGUUUCCAGAGCGACAAGCGUCAGUGAACGCGCGGUACCGACCCGCACGUGGUUCACCUUGAUAUACGUGGUCGCGCGAGACGUUGGUCCUCGGGAAGCCCGGGAGGGGCCGAACGCAACGUCGCAGCAGGUCGCGCGCGGGCACCGGAGGAGGAGGAGGAAGCGGCUGCAUUUUCGACAAGUAACAUUCCGAUCUCCCGUAUUAUAAACGCCGCUCUCCGACUGGACGUGUAACUUUGGCGAAAAAACACGACUCGGUGUCGAGUCGAGCUUGCCGGGUACAUAUUGUUGUGUCGUCCUUGCGAGUCAUGGAGGACUUGGGGCGAGGGCUGGUUUUACGGGGUGUUUGCACUCGCAGUCACAGUAUUAGACGAAACGCACUUGGGAUUCCCGAGGGGAGAUUGGUUCGAUCGGCAAGACUUGGAUUUUACUCGUACUAUUAUCGUAUAGGCAUGUGAUUCUAAAUAAGUGUGAUGUUUUUAAACUGUAACUAUAUUAAUCUUGUUGUUAUAUACAUAAGGCGUUAUAAAUAUAAAUAGUCCCAACUCGAAGUAACUAAGUAACGAUGCAAAUCUCGCGAGGGAGAGAUACCCUUUUUUUUUAAGAUGCAAAAAAAAAAUGUUUCGAAUGUCUCAUCGGUCCGAGUCGAAUCUCACUUGGCCUAGAGGAGAAUAACUUGAGAUUUUCCAAAGGCUGAUGUAAAAGGUACAGUAAGCACACAGCGACUCGUGGGUUCUCGUUUGUUCUCCCGAGACAAGUCCAAUUGAUUUAACGAAAGUAUGAGCGUAUCGAUCGGUUUUAGAGGUGGGGCUAAGGAGUAAUGGACGAAUCCUGCUUCACCCGAGGUUACAGAACCUCCGCGUCACUUUCUCCCAACGACACGAAGGAAAAAAAAAAAAAAAAAAAAAAAAAAAAGAAAA